This is a messenger RNA of Cryptomeria japonica (Japanese cedar), 1305 nucleotides long. RefSeq lists its product as uncharacterized. NCBI's taxonomy places the organism in Eukaryota, Viridiplantae, Streptophyta, Pinopsida, Cupressales, Cupressaceae. The record is from RefSeq and is a predicted model, not a curated record. The transcript is spliced from 6 exons. Bases 102 to 932 code for a protein of 276 amino acids.
AUAAGAGGCGUAUCUGGGUAAACAAGAGGCCUUGUCAUAGAAGUAAGGGAAACUGACUUUACUAACCAAAAUAGAGAUCAGAUUUGAAAAAAAAAACAGAGAUGGAGGUUGCGGGAUCGAAUCCUGAACAUGCUGUAACAAGUCCUGCGGAUUGUAAUUCCGCACCUGCGGCGGCUCCAUCUGAAGUAAAGAACGCUAUUGAGAGUUUGCAAGGGCGCGUUUCCAACUUAGUGGUGGAAGACGGCGGAAAAAUUCGAGUACGGAGAAAAACUGUUGAGGAUGUUUUGGAAGAGUGCCAGCGUACGUUCGAAUUGAUAAGGACUUAUGGCUUCCAUGAAGAGGACGACGAGGAGGGGGACGAUGGAGAAGAAGACAGCGACUCUCGAGGCACUGGCCAGGCCGAGGCCAUUCAGUGUGCGGACUCUGAAAGAGCCCAGUUAUGUGAUCUUUUGAAGUCUAGAGUGGAAUCUCCUGCAUUCCUAGACAAGGUUGAGACUCUUCAUGCCUCAAUAGCCCAAGGAAUUUUGGAGAGGGCUGCAGAUGAAGCCAACUCAUGGGACUUGGUAACAGAGACUGAUUUGCUGGAGGGUGAAUAUAAUGAUUCACGGAACUCUUUAGAUCAGGAAAGCUAUGUUCUUGUUCGUGAAGAAGAUAUUUUGGAAGGGAUUGCCUGCUUCAUGGCAACAUAUCUUUCCACAGUGAAGGAUACCAAGGAUUUGUCUCCCAAGCAACUUCAAAAAGCUUUGAGCAAAACAUUUUCUGUAAGAAAAAGGAAAGGAAAACUCCGCAUGAUGUGGGAUAGCAGCAAAGUUAUAUAUAAUGUUGUUUCAUGGGGUGCCACUGCAGUUGGGAUUUACCAGAAUCCCGCUUUGUUUAGAGCAGCUUCUGUGGCUUUCUGGACCACAUGCCGUGUAGUAUCAAAGUUAAUGUAAUUACACAAUCUGGGAAAGAUUGAUUGUGGCCAACUUGUAGAUAAAUAUCUUGAAAUACUUGCAGCUGAUUAAUUGUUGAUUCUUUUUCCUUAUUGGAAUGUUCGGGUAUUUAAACAGAUGCAAGUCACUGUACAAAUAUUUAAGUUUGCUGUAUCCUCAUCAUCAAUUUAUUGAAACAGAAAUUGCAAGUCUGUUUCAGUGUACAAACUCCGUACAAAUGAUACGGAUUGAUGUCGUAUGGAAAAACCAUACUAGUUCAAUAUGGUGUUUCCCUCUCAAUCAGUUAUAGCUAUUGUAAUUUUACCUUAUUAAGCUAUGGCUAUUGUAAUGUCGUCCUUAUUUUGUGUAAUACAUUGUUGCCUGUUAAUCUCUC